CAUUUCUUACAUUUUAUUCUAUGGCAGGCGCAGGAUAUCCGACCAGAUGGCAGACAGUUUUUAGCAUUUCGCCCAGCAAGCGUCAAUGUCCGUUCUAUUACUCAAGCUGAUGGUUCCGCUAUUUUUAAAAUUGGCAAUUCAACCGUGGUCUGCGGAAUAAAAGCCGAACUAACUACUCCAAAGGCAGAAACUCCUGAUCGUGGAUAUGUUGUACCAAAUGUUGAAUUACCGCCACUUUGUUCGCCAAAGUUUCGGCCAGGUCCACCAUCCGAUCAAGCGCAAAUCAUCACAAAGCUGAUAGACAGUGUUCUAGUUGACUCUUCAGUUCUAGACUUCAAAGAUCUUUGUAUUUGUAAAGACAAACUUGUGUGGGUGUUGUAUUGUGACCUUGUGUGCAUCGACUACGAUGGUUCGAUAACAGAUGCAUGUAUUGGUGCCCUAGUUUCUGCUCUGAAAACAUUAACUUUACCUGAAGUGUCAUACAAUUCCGAGACUGGAUCUACGAUUGUACAUCCUGUUAACCGUAAAGCAUUUCCAGUUCAGAAAUCGCCUGUUAGUACAACAUUUGCAAUCUUUGAUGAUCAGCUUUUAGUUGCCGAUCCCACCGAAGAAGAGGAAACCUUAUCAUUAGGUCGAAUAAUUAUAGUUACAAAUGAACAAGACUUAUGUUGUAUAUAUAAGCCAGGAGGUAUACCUACAUCGCAAGACAUCUUAUUGGAAAGUUUAUCGAAAGCGAAGAAAAGGGCCGAGCUUAUUAGAAAACUCAUUAACUCAGCAAUCUCGGCAACAUAGGAGUGGAAAGUGAUUGUUUAUUCAACAUAUAAGUGCAUCAAUUAAAUAAUCGUCAUAAUAGCCAUAUCAAUGACUUUUUAGGCCUGUACAAAUAUCAGUCUGUGGUUUUGACCAUUGAUACUUCUCAACUCUGUGUAUUAUUAUUAAGACAUACGUGGAUCGUUUUUUCCUCAGAAUACAUAAAAUUAGAUUUUUACGUACAAUAUACAGAAAUAAAGUGACUUUUCUUAACAUACA
Molecule: messenger RNA, 1029 nt
Organism: Orussus abietinus
Lineage: Eukaryota; Metazoa; Arthropoda; Insecta; Hymenoptera; Orussidae
Product: exosome complex component RRP43
Exons: 5
Biological process (GO): U1 snRNA 3'-end processing; nuclear polyadenylation-dependent rRNA catabolic process; U4 snRNA 3'-end processing
Cellular component (GO): cytoplasmic exosome (RNase complex); nuclear exosome (RNase complex)
Source: RefSeq, a predicted model, not a curated record